Messenger RNA from Dunckerocampus dactyliophorus (ringed pipefish), 6770 nucleotides. It is a transcript of the gene taok3a, whose product is annotated as TAO kinase 3a. The record is from RefSeq and is a predicted model, not a curated record. Gene Ontology annotation, biological process: protein phosphorylation; execution phase of apoptosis. Bases 2464 to 5139 code for a protein of 891 amino acids. Gene Ontology annotation, molecular function: ATP binding; protein kinase activity. The transcript is spliced from 21 exons. NCBI's taxonomy places the organism in Eukaryota, Metazoa, Chordata, Actinopteri, Syngnathiformes, Syngnathidae.
CCUCCUCAGGUCAUAUCUGGCCUUUUUGUAGUCCUCAGCGGUGCCCAUGACAAAUGCAGUCGAACGAGCACGUAGCUUAGCCCUUACAUCACAGUUCAUCCACUGUUUUUGGUUAGGGUAUUUUCUGUAAUACUUGGUGGUGCUAACAGUCUCUAUGCAUGUGCUAAUGUAGCCAGUAACAGCAGAAGCAUAUUCAUCCAAAUCAACAGUACAAUCUUCCCUCCCCGCUGCAGUUUUAAACACAUCCCAGUUUGUGCAGCCAAAGCAGUCCUGAAGUACUUGAUCAGUUUCUUCAUUCCACACUUUAACUGCUGUACUUACAGGGGGAGCUUGCUUUAGGAGUUGUCUGUAUGUUUGCAUAGUUUUACUCCUCUAGAAAGAGAUUUUCAUUUUAACUGCAUAUCCCAUCCCCUUUUCCACUAAAAUCCAUGGUCAUGAUCCUUUACUUUUUAUUCUUACUUUCAUACAAUUCACUAUGCUCUCGUCUGUACAAAAUAUGAAUCAUAAAAGAGACAAGUUUUAAAAUCAUUUCACAUUUUGCUGAUUUUUUUGUUUGUGUUAUGAAAUAGAAAUAAGCUCUUUUCUGAUAUAGAAAUAUAUUUUAACAAAAACCACAGGAAUAAUAUGGAAUAUAAUAUGUAAUAAUAUAUAAACAUUGUCUCCAUAUGGGGGUUCAUUUGAAAUUCGGGUAAACAAAAAAAAACAGUAUUUUUUUUAUAUUUGCAAGCAACCGCAAAUGAUUUAGUAGUCUAGUGGUGGUUGUUUGUUUACAUAGCCCCCACGGCCCCCCAUGUAAAGCCCUUAUGACUCAGGUAUGGUAUGAUAUGGACAGAAUGUUUAAAAAUGAUCAUACCCAAGUCCUUAUGACUAAGCUCAAGCACACCUGUUGCAUUUAGUGUGAGUGGGUAACAAACUGACAACACACUUAACAACUCACAAGUUGUCACAUACGUCAUUGUCCGAGAAGUGUUUCUUGCGAGUGGCAAUAUGGCGGCCGUGUGGCUUCACAAGUCAUCGCCAAUGAGCUAUCCAGAUUUAUUAUACAGAUCAGUGGCUACGGGUACUUUAUUGUUGCAUACUGGAGAGGGGCUACAAUUAAUAGUGUGGGGAGUAUACUUUCGUUUCAAGUUCUAUGCGUGGAAAAUUAUUACGUUUUGUACAAGAUUACCUUAAUAUCUUUUUUAAACGAACACAAAAAUAAACUAUCGGAGAGGACCCACGCGAGGUGCCCGAGGUAAUGCCUGUUCAAAAAUGGAGCAUUCGUCCUGCAGAGUGGCCACAUUUUACGUACGUUUGUGGAUUAGUUUCGUUUGUACGUGUUGGUUUCGUUUGUACGUGUUGGCAAACAGUUUGGUUAACGCGAUGAUAACUAAAUGCUGAUUAGUACGUUUUCAGAUGAAUAUCCAAUCAGGCAUAUUUUCAAACACUAUAAACACGCUGGGUUUAUUUUUUCCCCGCAAUUGCACACCGGAGAGAGCCUGCAAUUGAUAACAUGUGGGGUAUAAUUUCACAGCAAGUUCUCUGCAUCGCAAAUAACGAGGUUGUGUACAAGUUAACGUCAAUAUCUUUACGUAGCAUGGUGGGUUCGACAAAGGUGGUUGGCUGGGAAACCCCGCCUUCCCUGAGCUCUCAUUGGUUGCCAUGGUUACUCGAUGAACUUGCACAUUAAGAUAAUUUGCAACCACUGGAAGAGAACAAAGACAGUUAAGGACCCGUGGCUGUUGUAGACAAACGUCAUUGCACUAUAACUAUAUUGUCAAGUUGAGAUGACGUCAUACUUCUGGGAAAAGGUUGUGGCUGUCUUUUUGUUGGCAUAUUGUCACAAUAAAGCUUGUCAUGCGUCCCAUUUGUGAAUCAAUCUGUGCUGGGUUGCACUGUAAACAUUGAGUACAUCUAAAUUAACCCCACUCGUAUGGAGCCAAACGUUUGCCUUGGAUCAUUAAAAUGGCAUUAAAUGCCCAAUGGGUGCAAUGCAAAGCAGCACCGGCAGGUGGCAGCAUUGUCUUGAGAUAACCGCAAGGAGGGACGCGCUUGCAAAGUUGCACACACUCAAACGCCACGACUGCCCACAAGCUUGAAAUCAUCUGCCAGGCUGCGAGUGCGUUGUGGUUGCUAGAUCCUCGGGGAAGCUGACAUCCCACCCCCCCACCUGCACACACCUGACACCUGCUCGUUGAAAGCCAACUCUAAAGCGCUCCACUUCCGGCCGGGGUGUCAAAGUAGCUGUCAAGCGAGGAGGGGGGGGUUGAUCUGCAGGAAGUCCACACGGACUCAAGUGAUCACCAAGUCGCACCGACAGCUCUCUGCAGUCCGGACCUAAAACAAAUAAAAGAGAGAAACACCAGAACGACACAAGCGGAAGGUCUUUCCUGGUGUCGCCGGCCAAUGCCGGGCCCGUCGUGGGCGUCUGGCGGCGGUGGCAGCAGUAAUCGUGUGAGCGCCGUGCCCGCCGCCUAGCCCGUGAUGCCGUCGUCCACGCGGAAAGGCGUGCCCAAGGACCCCGAGCUGGCCGAGCUCUUCUUCAAGGACGACCCCGAGGACGUCUUCUGCGACCUGCACGAAAUCGGCCAUGGCAGCUUCGGGGCGGUCUACUUUGCCCGCAACUCCUACUCCAGUGAGGUGGUGGCCAUCAAGAAGAUGUCCUACCACGGCAAGCAGACCACUGAGAAGUGGCAGGACAUCAUUAAGGAGGUGAAGUUUUUGGGGCAGCUGCGGCACCCCAACACCAUCGAAUACAAAGGAUGCUACCUGAAGGACAACACGGCCUGGCUGGUGAUGGAGUACUGCCUGGGCUCCGCAUCGGAUUUACUAGAGGUUCACAAGAAGGCGCUCCAAGAGGUGGAGAUCGCUGCCAUUACCCACGGUGCCUUGCUGGGACUGGCUUACCUGCAUUCCCAUCAUAUGAUUCACAGAGACGUGAAAGCCGGGAACAUCCUGCUGACCGAGCUGGGACAGGUCAAACUGGCCGACUUUGGCUCCGCCUCCAUUGCCUCACCUGCCAACUCCUUUGUGGGCACACCUUACUGGAUGGCCCCGGAAGUGAUCUUAGCCAUGGACGAGGGUCAGUACGAGGGGAAGGUGGACAUCUGGUCCCUGGGGAUCACCUGCAUCGAGUUAGCGGAACGCAAACCGCCCCUGUUCAACAUGAACGCCAUGAGUGCCUUAUACCACAUCGCACAGAACGACUCCCCCACUCUGCAGUCCAACGAGUGGUCCGACCCUUUCCGGAGCUUUGUGGACUACUGCCUACUGAAGAUUCCUCAGGACAGACCCUCGUCGGGGGAGCUGCUAAGACAUGACUUUGUGCGGCGGGAGCGCUCGCCGGGGAUUCUCCUGGACCUGAUCCAGCGGACCAAGGAUGCGGUGCGCGAGCUGGACAACCUGCAGUACCGCAAGAUGAAGAAGAUCCUCUACCAGGAGAAGCACAACGGACCCUUGGGGGAGAGCCAGGAGGACGAGGAGGACAGCGAGGGGGCCAGCUGCAAGAUGAACAGCCUGGGCAGCAACCACUCGGUGCCCAGCACGUCGCUCAGCACGGGCAGCCGAGGCAGCAGCGUCAACAGCUUGCAGGAGGUGCUGGACGACAUGACAAUGAUGCACCCCCGGGACUACGGCGGCACCCCGGACUCCUCGCCGCACGCCAAGAAGGACCAGCAGUACUGGGACGAGGGCCCCCACAGGGACCACCGGCUGAUAUCCGUGGACAAGAGCAGCCAGGCCCAGAACCACAAGAACCAGGGACGCUUUGCCACCAUCAAGUCCGCAUCCCUGGUGACCAAGCAGAUCCACGAGCACGAGCAGGAGAGUGAGCUACGCGAGCAGAUGUCGGGCUACAAGCGCAUGCGCCGGCAGCACCAGAAGCAGAUGAUCGCCCUGGAGAACAAGCUGAAGGCCGAGAUGGACGAGCACCGCCUCAAGCUGCAGAAGGAGGCGGAGACGCAGGCCAACAACGCCUACAUCGAGCUGGAGAAGCUGGCCAAGCGCCACGCCGUGCACGGCGACAAGGAGACGAAGACCACGUUGGCGGACGAGAAGAAGUUCCAGCAGCAGAUGGCGGCGCAGCAGAAGAAGGAGUUGACCAACUUCCUGGACAAUCAGAAGAAGCAGUACAAACUCUGCAAGGAGAAAAUGAAGGAGGAGAUGAGCGAGGACCACAGCACGCCCAAGAAGGAGAAGCAGGAGCGUCUGUCCAAGCACAAGGAGAACAUGCAGCACUCCCAGGCCGAGGAGGAGGCCCACCUGCUGGCCCAGCAGAGGGUCCGCUACGACAGGAGCUGCCGUGCCUUCCGGCGCCGGGCCGUGAUCAGGAGGCACGACCUGGAGCAGGAGCAGAUCCGAGAGGAGCUGAACAAGAAGAAGAGCCAGAAGGAGAUGGAGCACGCCGUGCUGAUCCGUCACGAUGAGUCCACGCAGGAGCUGGAGCAGCGGCAGCUCAGGAUACUCCAGAAGCUGCGCAUGGACCUGAUCCGCCUGCAGCACCAGACCGAGCUGGAGAACCAGAUCGAGUACAACAACCGGCGCGAGCGCGAGCUCCACCGCAAGCACGUGCUGGAGCUCCGGCAGCAGCCCAAGAACCUGAAAGUGCUGGAGCUGCAGAUCAAGAAGCAGUUCCAGGACACGUGCAAGGUGCAGACCAAGCAGUACAAGGCGUUGCGCCACCACCAGAUGGAGGUGAUGCCCAAGGCCGAGCACAAGGCCGUGCUCAAGGCGCUCAAAGACGAGCAGACCCGCAAACUUGCCAUCUUGGCCGAGCAGUACGAGCAGAGCAUCAACGAGAUGAUGGCCUCGCAGGCGCUGCGUCUGGACGAGGCGCAGGAGGCGGAGUGUCAGGCGCUGAGGCAGCAGCUGCAGCAGGAGAUGGAGCUGCUCAACGCCUACCAGAGCAAGAUCAAGAUGCAGACGGAGGCGCAGCACGAGCGCGAGCAGCACAAGAUGGAGCAGAAGGUGUCCCUGCGACGUGCUCACCUGGAACAAAAGAUGGAAGAGGAGCUGGUUUCCCUACAGAAGGAGCGCACGGAUCGCAUCAAGCACCUCCUGGAGCGCCAGGAGCGCGAGAUGGACGCCUUCGACAUGGAGAGCGUGCGGCUGGGCUUUGGCGACCCGACCGCCCUGGACUUCGCCAAGGACGACCACAGAUGAGUCUGCCCGGCACCCCGAGCGUGAGAGUGCCGAGGCGGCGCAGGAAGUGACCUCACUCACCCAACCCCCACCUUCUCCUCCUCCUCGUUUUUUGACACCUUGUGGUGACAGGGGGCGGGGCUACGCGGCGUCACUUCCUGUUUUGUCGUCAGUGGUGGGAGGGAGGCGACAUAGCGUGACGGCAGCCGACGUGAGGAAGAACUCCCAAUCGUGAGACGGGACGUCAUCGCACACAAGGGCUUCGUGUGAGGGAGGGGGCGGGGCUUUGUACCCAAGGAUUUCUGGAGAGCUUUUAUGUAUUUUCAUAUUCUAUUUUAAAUCUCAUGCAAAAUUUGGAAGAUUGUCUUUAUUGUCCCCCCCCCGUUUUUUCUUAACGCUUUCUUACCCACCGAACAGAUGAUGAUGAUGAUGACCAUUGCAUGCACUUUAGUCCCCCCCCCCCAAGAGAAAAGCAUGGAUGUGUUUAAAAGCUUUGAAUUACAUUUGUAAAUAAAUAAAGUGCUCAUGACACAACGGCAGCAGCGUCAUUUGCAAAUAUUUCACUUAUUCCCGCAUCGCAGGUCAGUCUUGGAUCACGUGAUGCCAAGCUUCCGCUCUCAUUGGAUGACUGUUUUCCUCACAAGCUCCAGCUCUUUUUUAUUGUCGCUUUUUCCUUUUUUUCAAGUGUUUGACUGUAGAAAUGUACUUGUUUACAAAAAUAUACACCUGUAUGUUUGUGUGGGCCGGUUCAAAUCUGACAGAUUGGUCCCCUGAAGAAUGUCUCAAAUAUUUGAGGCGUUUCCUCAGCUUCGCUCUGUGCCUGAAAUAGACGGGAAGAAAAUCUCAUUCAUUUGCGGUUGCUGAUAAUACGACCAUUUGUGCUCUAUUUACUAUUUUACAUUUCCAACAAAAUGUCAAAUUUAUGAGAAAAAUGCGUCCAUUUAAAAGAAUAAAGGGUGUCAAUUUCCGAGUAUAAAGUCGUACAUUUACAAGAAAAAGUUGUGCAUUUACUAGAAAAAAUUUGUAUGUUCCCAGAAUAAAUUCCUCAAUUUACUAGAAAAAAGGCGUACAUUUACGAAAUGAAAAUUAAGUCAUAAAUUUACAAGUAAAAAGGCGUAAAUUUACAAUACAAGUCCUAAAUUUAUAAGAAAAACUCGUAAAUGUACAACUUUUUUCUCGUAAAUCUUACAGGAAUAAAGUUGUAAAUUUACGAGAAUCAAGUCAUAAAUUCACAAGAAAAAAAGGCAAAAAUGGAUGACAAGUUGUAUAUUUACAAGAAAAAGUCGUACAUUUACUAGAAAAGGAGUAAAUUUACGAGAAUCAAAGUCAGCGUGCUGCCGCUAGAGGUCGCCAUUGUAACACAUCAGUAGACAUGGUGAAACCAUUCAUUUUCUUCUAAUUCUUCCACUAAAUGAGUCUUAAAGACAUUACUUCAAAAGCCUUGGUAAAAAUACAAUUCCACAUUCUUUUUUUAAAUUAUUUUUUAUGUUCCUAAGAUUCUUUAAGAUAUUAUUCUGUGAGUAUGGGCAUUAAGUGUCAUUAGUUUAGUUUUCACUUGACUAUUAUCAUGCAAUAAUUGAUUUAUUGUAUGUUUUAUUAGCUGUGGCUGCAGCUGAACACCACACAAGCUUUAAAAAGAAAAAAAAAAGCCA